CCACCGGAGUGGCCGCGGCGGUGCUCGGUGAAGGCGACGGCGGGGCUUUCGGAUCCUGGCUGGACGGACGGCUGGAGGCGCUGGGAGUGGACCGAGCCGUGUACGGCACUUACAUUCUUGGUGUCCUGCAGGAGGAGGAGGAGGAAGAGAAGCUGGACGCCCUGCAGAGUAUCCUCUCCGCUUUCCUGGAAGAAGAUUCCCUCCUUGAUAACUGUAAGGAAAUUGUGGACCGAUGGUCAGAAACACAAAAUGUCACCAUCAAAGUAGAAAAAGAAGAUGAGGUCCAGGCCAUUACCACCUUGAUUGAGAAGCAGGCACAGAUUGUGGUGAAGCCCAGGAUGGUUUCAGAAGAGGAGAGACAGAGGAAAGCAGCCCUGCUGGCCCAGUAUGCCGAUGUGACAGACGAAGAGGACGAGGCAGAUGAGAAAGAUGAUCCGGGUGCCUCCACAACAAACAUCAGUUCUGAUAAAUCUCUGUUUCGAAACACCAACGUAGAAGAUGUUCUCAAUGCUCGAAAAUUGGAGCGAGACUCUCUUCGGGAUGAGUCCCAAAGGAAGAAGGAACAGGACAAGCUGCAGAGGGAGAAGGACAAACUAGCCAAGCAGGAGCGCAAGGAGAAGGAAAAGAAAAGGACACAGAGAGGGGAACGCAAGCGAUAACCUCGGCCACUCUGUUCCUUCCACCCGUGAAUUGAUUGUGCGUCUAUAUAUUUAAGAGAACUGAGACUAAUGCAUUUCCCAAAAUUUCUUAAGGCUUUUCCCCCUCUGUUUACAUGUUCAAAAGGAAAAUCACAAUCACUUGUUACUACAAAAUGUGCCAUGUUUGGUAGUGUGGGCAAUCAAUUCUAGUUAUUAUCUUUACCAAAGAUCUGGAAUUAGGGUAACCUUUCUAUUUUAGUACUGAAAUCCUAUGCUCUUCUGGCUUUUUAAAAAAGGUCUUCCCUCACUUUGUAUAAUUAGCCAGAUUCAGAAAGCUAACGUCCUGAAGGAAACAUGAUCAUUCCUUUUGAGAUUAAAAAAAAAAAGGAAAAAGUGCAAAUUGCUUCUAUGGCAAUAUUUGCCUCAAAAUGUAGUGGGUUUUUGUUUUGAAACAGGGUCUCAUUCUGUAGUCCAGGCUGGCCUUGAACUCGGUGCAGUGCCCUUGCCUGUUUUUCAGCCUUAGAAUCCUAAGCUUAUCAGAGCAGUGUUUUAUGGCUGAAAUAGCUAAUGAAGAGCUACCUAGAUCAGACUAGGAAAGUGGAAGAUGGUAUUUGGAUGGUAUUUGGGCUCAAGCUAUAGCUGUGUUGGGUGCCUGCUUAGCACACAAGGCCCUGGGAUUGAUCCCCAGUACUGAAGAAAAACAACCUAUGGGAGAAUCAACUGUCUUUUAAAAUGGAGCGCUACAUACUUUUCAUGUAGUCUAGGACUUAAGAAAGUAUGUGUCAAUUCGAGAUAUAAAGUUAUUGUUAGCUAAAUAACUCAUGAGUUCCCUUAAAUCCCCUCUUUAAUCUGCAGGUAUGUCCAACCUUUUGAUAUUGUGACAUAACAUUUUUUUAAAACUUGCAAAACAAAUCAUGUUUUUAAAGUAAGUUUAUGAUUUUGUGUUAGGCUGAAUUUACAGCUAUCCUCAGCCACAUGUUGGACACACCUGCAACAUGAGUAUUAAGACCUAAUAAUUCCUGGUUUAGAGAAACCGAAGGAAUUACUCUUUUAGAGAAAAACACCUGAAAUUUUGCUAAUACAAGAUAUAUAGUUGGUGGUUAACAAACUUAUGAAAUGAGAGAGUAGACAAACUGGCAGAGUCAAGGGUGAGCAGAAACUCUCCAGUCCUAUUUCUGUUACAGCUACAUCCAGCUGUAAAUAAAUUCCUUCUUUACUUGACUUUGGGCAACAGCUAUCAAAAGCCUCAAGAGAACAAUUUCUCUAACAAGAUACAGUAGAUAUUUUAUACCAGGGGUUAGAAGACUACCACUCACAGGCCAAGUUUGGCCCAGUCUUUUUUUUGUACGGGGCGAACUAAAAUGGUUUUUUUACAUUUUUAAUAGAAAGACAUUCAUGAUUGAGACCAUAUGUGGCCUAUAAAACUUAGUAUUUACUAGUAUUUGGAGAAAGUCUUCUGACUUGUUUUUGUAUCAUUAGCUACCUUUGUGCAGAAAAAAAAAAAAAAAACAUGGUUAAGGAAAGGAGAUGCUGCUGCCUCUUUAUCCUACAACCAUGGCACUGCAAAAAUAACCACCCUUUUUUAAAAUAAACUAUUUAAGUCAG
Molecule: messenger RNA, 2243 nt
Organism: Cricetulus griseus (Chinese hamster)
Lineage: Eukaryota; Metazoa; Chordata; Mammalia; Rodentia; Cricetidae
Source: RefSeq, a predicted model, not a curated record